Molecule: messenger RNA, 1639 nt
Organism: Nilaparvata lugens (brown planthopper)
Lineage: Eukaryota; Metazoa; Arthropoda; Insecta; Hemiptera; Delphacidae
Exons: 4
Coding region: 493-1359 (288 amino acids)
Biological process (GO): regulation of transcription by RNA polymerase II
Cellular component (GO): transcription regulator complex; nucleus
Molecular function (GO): DNA binding
Source: RefSeq, a predicted model, not a curated record
CAACAAUACUAAUCAAGCUCAGACAGAAAUCGUCAUUUGCGUAUACAAGCGCUUUCUACCGGUAUAAGUGAUACUACACAUUAGGCGAAACAAUAGUCGGUAAGAAUGUUCUCUCUGAUCUUUCUCUGUGAGCUCAUUAUUAAAAGUUCAUUCCCACCAGGCUUGCAAAAAAGAUCCGUGUAAUGUAGCCUUGAGUGGCUUUUAGAAAGUUGAUGCCUCAGCUAUGACCGUGAGAGGGUCACUCUUGUCGACGCCGUGCUCCUCGUUACAUUCGCUGCAUCCCAAUCAACUUCUCUGCUACCAGGGUAGGAACAACAGGGGCUCCAGUACAGAGCCGUGGAGUACACCACAACUCACUAAUAUCGCCUGUGACCUACUUCACACCAUUAGCAGUGACGACCCUUUCAAUAGGAGCGGAGAAACCUCCGAGAGAACUGCCAACUAUGCCAGUCAUCAUCACUAACUUAUUUGUCCUAUAGGUCCUUGUCAAACAUGGUCAAACCAAAUACAAUCGCUGAGAUGGACACGGAAUUGUUUAUUUCGUCAGUUCGCAAACGACGACCUGUCUGGGACCAGCAAUUGCCUGAACAUCAGAAUCGCUACAUUCUUAUUAGUCUUUGGACAGAUAUAAGUGAAGAAAACAACAUUUCAGUUGAAGAAGCACGAAAGAAGUGGAAGUCCCUGCGUGACUAUUACAGAUCCUCGUUCAGAAGAAGCCAAGAAGCCAAUGACUCAUAUCAAUCAAGUUGGCCUUUCUUUUCGAGCUUGCAUUUUUUAAGAGACCAAUUCAAUGCAGAAACAUCGAGUGGAAACGUCAUGAAUGAACACCACACCAAAAAGAGUAGGGCCAAUUUAUACAGUCUAGAGGAGGUCUAUGUUAAUCCUGACUCGCCAAAUAAUGAUCAUUGUAACGACUACUGCGAUAAACUACCGUCAAAUAAUACAGUAGUGGGAAGUUCCAGAAUGGAAGCUCUUGACUUCACUCAUCAUCCUAGUGAAUUUAGAAAACAGAAAAGACAUGAUCACGAUCAAACUAUAGAAGAGACAAUGCUCAAAGAGAAAAAACAAAAGAAAGAAAAUGAAAUGAGAAGAUAUUAUGAUGAGGAUAUGGCAUUUUUCGAGAGCCUCAAGCCUCAUCUGAAACGUAUAACGGGUGUGAACAAAUUAAUGUUUCGAAAUGAGGUUCAAAAUUUAGUCAUAAAGUUCGGUUACCAUAGGGAGGAGUCAGAUUCCUCAUCAAGUUCAACUGCUGCUUCUUUCAAUGGUUCAGGUGCUCCAAGCUCGCAAAGUGAACGCCCAAAUACAUCACAAAAUGUUGAUGAAGUUGUUAGUGUUGAGACUGUAUUGGGACUGUGUUAGUGAGAUGAGUUGGGUUGAAACUGUUGAGGAGAUUUGGAGUGUAAAUAUCUAUUUCAAUUUAUAGUUUUUCUUCCAAGUUCUUUUUCAUAUUGACCUAGGAUACCACUUCAAUUAUUUCACCUAUUAGAACGUUAUUAUAAUGAAACUAAUUUAUAAACACAACUAAUAAAUAAUGAUCUAGCCCACAUAUAUUUUUCUAUUGUAGUCAUCGCUCUAGUCUAGUUGUCUAAAUGAAUAUAAUCACUCUAUUUAACAAGCAAAUAUAUAUUAUUCAAAACUU